Molecule: messenger RNA, 1664 nt
Organism: Fomitiporia mediterranea MF3/22
Lineage: Eukaryota; Fungi; Basidiomycota; Agaricomycetes; Hymenochaetales; Hymenochaetaceae
Product: terpenoid cyclases/Protein prenyltransferase
Exons: 7
Coding region: 1-1479 (492 amino acids)
Biological process (GO): protein farnesylation
Cellular component (GO): protein farnesyltransferase complex
Molecular function (GO): protein farnesyltransferase activity
Source: RefSeq, a predicted model, not a curated record
AUGUCUGUAAAGUUCAGUAGCAUUGAUGGCUAUCCAACGGAAACAUCGACAGAGCAACGACGAACAGAAGAGAUACUAGCUCAUCAUCGGCCCGAUCCUAACCUCCCAAAGCCAGCACUCCAGAAGGCCGCACAUCUCCAAUGGCUGGUCCGAAAUUUUAGUCAAGGCUUCCCGGAGAGAUUUGUUAGCCAGGAUGCGAGCCAGCCAUGGCUUUUCUUCUGGACUAUACAAGGGUUUUACUUCCUCGGAGCAGACCUGGAUCCUCAGAAUAAACAACGAUGUAUAGAUACUAUAAUGGCAUGUCAGCAUCCCGACGGAGGCUUCGGAGGCGGGCCGGGGCAGUUCCCGCAUCUCUUGCCAACUUAUGCUGCUGUCAGUGCACUUGCAUCUGUCGGCCGCCCAGGACCACGUGGCGGAUGGGACCAAAUAAACCGAGAAAAGCUAUAUGCCUUUUUUAUGUCACUUAAACAGCCAGACGGGUCCUUUCUCGUAUCGCGCGAUUCCGAGGUGGACGUUCGUGGAAUCUACUGCCUUCUUUGUGUGGCGACACUCCUUAACAUGCUGACUCCGGAACUGGUCGAGGGCACAGCGAGCUUCAUUGCAUCACUUCAAACAUAUGAGGGUGGAUUCUCGAAUGCAAGUCAUCCAUACUUCUUCGCAGAGCCAGCUUCUUUGGAGACAUUGCUUGAUUAUCCGCGUCCUCCGCUUGGCGAGGCGCAUGGAGGUUAUACCUUUUGUGCUCUAGCGAGCUGGGUGCUGCUUCGUCCACUCAUGAACAAAGAUGUGGAGCGAAAACGAGCGAUAAAUCUACGAAAGCUUACGCGUUGGUUAUCACUUAUGCAGGGCACGGAGGUUGAGCUUGGCGGAUUUAAGGGUCGUACGAAUAAGCUCGUUGAUGCAUGUUAUUCAUGGUGGGUCGGAGGAUGCUUUGCCUUAUUACGUUCUCUUGGUGUUGGUGUACACCCUCCUAUACCUCAGCAACAACAUCAAGGAGACGAGGAAGACGGAGACGAUGAACAAUGGGCGGACGUCGAAGGUUCGCAAGCUGCCGUCAAUUUGUCAUUCUUGUGUAAUAGACUCUAUCCUUCAGAUGACAUAUUUAACCGCCCGGGCUUACAAGAAUACAUCCUUUAUGCUGCACAGCACCCUAUUGGCGGAUUGCGAGACAAACCACCGAAACCCGCGGAUGCCUAUCAUACACUUUACUCGCUUGCGGGCUUAUCUACUGCACAGCACUACGUCUCUCCAUCGAAUGAUAUUCGGGAGAAAUUCCGAAAAGAGUGGAAGCGAAAAGAUGACGAUCCACUCGACGACUGGCGCAAAUCUGCUUAUGUCGAGGCCCGUACGUGGAAAGAAGAAGAAGGCGGUUCGAUAUAUGUCAACGGGCCAGGAGAUCGUCUCAAUGCGACGCAUCCGAUAUUUACUCUUACAAUGACGCAUGUUGGCCAAGUUAUGGAGCAUUUCUAUGGACAGUCUUGACGCUUGAUGGAUGGUGAGGACAAAGAAGUUGUAUUAUAUUUUUAGUAUAUCAUAGCAGGAAAACGUCAAACAAUAAGCAUAGAAUUAACGCACUUUCAUUCAGAAGCAGAAGAGGGUCGGGAUUACGGCACAGAAACUUUAUCACAAGAUCGUCAUAGGCGGCCGAACAGCUAACUGAUAAGAUU